Penaeus monodon (black tiger shrimp) is the source of this 2624-nucleotide messenger RNA. RefSeq lists its product as uncharacterized. NCBI's taxonomy places the organism in Eukaryota, Metazoa, Arthropoda, Malacostraca, Decapoda, Penaeidae. Bases 452 to 1603 code for a protein of 383 amino acids. The record is from RefSeq and is a predicted model, not a curated record. The transcript is spliced from 8 exons.
UUCAAUGAAGGUGUGUGGAUGUCGAAUAGAAAGCGAAAUCACCGUUUAGCAGUGAUUCAUGAGCAUUGUUUUCAACUAGCAGAAACUAUAAUAAGUGAGAACACAGAUGUAGACGUGUGGCGUACUUCCUGAGUCGGUUGUUGUGGAAAACGAGAUUUUAUCCAACAAAAGAUUAAAACUGCGAAAAAAUAGACAGGUAAUUACGUCCCAUGGCACAGUGUAGUCUCAUGCAGUCCCGCGCCAUUGUCCAUUCCCUCUCUGGCAAUAGCCGUGGUCCUCGCUCAAGUGAAAAUUAUGGGAAAGUGAAGUUAUCGUCGCGGCAACCCCUCAGCACGGCGGAUUUUUCCGGUACGCGGAGGUGGGAGAGGAGCAGCAGUGUCCUGAAGAGCGCAUUGUCAGUGGGAGUUCUGCCUUGCCUGUUUAUAAAUAGCAUUGAUAUCCGAGGGUGACCAUGGGGCGAGUGUUUCGUACGUUGACCCUCACGACGAUUCUUGUUACGGUGGCCACGCUACUCUGGAUCGCUUAUUAUCGUUCGUUUCCUGUCUUCUUCCCGGAGAAAAAGAGAAGACCGGAUCUUGGGACAAGAACGAGUACCUUUUUCCCUAGUCUGUCGCAGGAGUGCUUCGCCUACAAUGCCACCAGUGCGGAAAAUACUUGUUGUCACAUGAUGAAUUUUAUUUCCGUGGACGACAUUCGACGGUGUAUCCUCGGUGUGACGAGCAUACCCGAAACAUCACUUCCACCUGAUCGACGAACAUAUACUAAAGAAUGGACACAGAAGAACAAGGAAGAACAGAGAGGGAUAUUCACGGAGAGCGGUUCAUCGAUCAUGAUUCACAAUAACACUGUGAACUGGGCUUUCAUAGGAGACUCCCAUACGCGUUAUCUGGUCUGCGCGAUUUUAAGUCUCAUGAAAGGUCCUGACUUUCAGUGUCGAAUAUCUGAAUUCCAGGGGAAAUGGAAGAAUAUAGAUUACUUUCUGGACAAGCUGCCAAGGUGUCGGUAUAAGGGCGAAUUUAUCAUGCUUCGUCACGUCCAUUCGCCCUUCACGUUAACAUACUACCAAGACGUUUAUUUGACGAACUUGCCAAAGCUGGUGAAGCUGUGGGAGGCGGAAGAACGACCGAAGCCCACUUUCGUCGUAAUGAACACAGGAAACCACUGGAUGCGGUAUCUCGAGUCCACCUACCUGGAGAAAGGAGUGGAAGCAGCGGGGAAAAUAUUCGAGAAACACCUGCAGAGCAUCGUACCUGUAAUCUCCCGUCUCGCCCGCACAACACCUGUCAUCUUCAAAAUGCAAGAUGAUCUUCAGGUGGCUUAUAUCGAAAAACCAAAAGUAAAAUCUUUCACCGUCGACAACAUCCGAAAGUACAACGCCCUCUAUAGGCAAGCACUGAAGAAGACCGGCGUCGUGUUCUGGGACAGCACUUUGCCUCUCUCCCGCGCAUACAACCAAGAAUGUCUCAAGAACCCAAGACACUUCAGAGACACGCUGUGGUGGAUGUGUAAGGACGUGGUUCAUGUGGGGUAUAUUCUGGUCCGUCAGUAUGCCGACAUGGUUCUCAAUGCUGCUUGUGGUCGACGUAUGAGCAACUGCAGCUGAAACCGUUAUUUUCUUGGUGUUUUCAGUGACCAUUUAUCAUUUUAAAUUAUUUAUCCAUAUCAUGUGUAUACAACUACCUUACCUGAAGAUCUAAUUCUUCAUAAUGUUUCUGUUACCUUCACACAACUUUCAACGUUACCAAUUUAAGAUAUGGCUCACGGUAAUCUCAUAAUUCACCGUGGAAUGGCUUCCAUUACUGAUAGUAAUAAACAUGGGUAAAUAUGGAGCCAUUAAUGUAUAUUCUUAAAAUGUACUUCUGGUUUAUCGCUAAAUAAGUUUAGUUUCUUCCUUCCUUUGGACGUAACGUGAUAUAUAUCUGAGAGAGUAUAUUACAAACAUUGAUUUCCGCUAGGAUGGAGUCAGUCUGUUUUCUUAAAAUAUAGUGGAGGAAACUUAAUACAAUAAUUUGACAAACGCUCUCUUCCUGUUAAUAUCAUAUUUUUAUUCAUCAUCAAAUCAUCAUCGUCGUCUUUACCAUCGUCAUUAUAUCAUUAUUAUGACUAUUUCUACUACAACGUUAUUGCUGAGUUAUUCUUAACAUUUCCUUAACAAUCGUUGUAAUAAUCAUUACAAUGAAAUCAAUAACAGCUAUAAACAUAACCCUUAUUACAACAGAUAUAUGAAGAUUGUUUUUUUUUACGUAUAGACAGACUAGAGCGGAGUGAGUUUUGCGCAUUUUGAAACAGUAUUCCAAGUUGUCAUAGUGCUCUAAUUUGAAAAAAAAGAGGAAAAAUAUCACCAUACAAAUGACCAAUCAACCUCUUUUUGGGGAGACGAACCGUAUAUGGAGCCUUAUAGAAUUAGCCGUCAGACACAAUAAAGCAACAUAUAUUUAGCACACUGAUACAUCAAGACAACAUAUACGUAAGGUGUAAACAGUCGAAGGUUCAAACACGUGAAACUAUCAAAUAACUAAACUAGUGCUUCAAACAAAAGAGGUCUCGAAAGCGACCCUUUUAACACGCUAUCUUUAUACUUAAGUUUGUACAAACGCCUAGGGCCACUCUAAAAAAAAAAGAAA